Molecule: messenger RNA, 711 nt
Organism: Aspergillus terreus NIH2624
Lineage: Eukaryota; Fungi; Ascomycota; Eurotiomycetes; Eurotiales; Aspergillaceae
Product: kinase-related protein
Exons: 2
Coding region: 1-711 (236 amino acids)
Cellular component (GO): cytoplasm
Molecular function (GO): ATP binding; kinase activity
Source: RefSeq, a predicted model, not a curated record
AUGGACACGCAGGUCGAUCGCCUCGUCGACAAGAUAUGGGGCAAAUGCCAGACAUUACCGGAUAAUGCACGCCUGCUGGUCGCAGUGAGCGGGAUCCCGGGAUCGGGGAAGACCUCACUGGCCAAGAACAUGGCCUCGCGCAUCAACAAGCUCUACAUGACGCACGCAGCGGGCCAGCCACCCAUCGCCACCGCCGUCCCCAUGGAUGGCUACCAUUUCACGCGGGCCCAGCUUGCCGAGAUGCCGGACCCGGUGUAUGCGGCGGCGCGGCGCGGCGCGGCGUUCACCUUCGACGGCGAGAAGUUCCUGAAGCUGGUGCAGGCGCUGCGCGAGCCGCUGACGGCCGCGACGCCGAGCCUGUACGCGCCGAGUUUCGACCACGAGGUCAAAGACCCCGUCGACGGGGACAUUACCAUUCCGGCGUCGUGUCGGGUGAUCUUCUUCGAGGGGAAUUAUCUCAGUCUGGAUAAGGAGCCGUGGAACCGGGCCGCGGCCUUGAUGGAUGAGCUGUGGUUUGUUGAUGUGGAUUUUGAGGUCGCGCGGCGGCGCCUCGUGCGGCGGCAUGUUAAGGCUGGGAUUGCGAAGGACGAAGCGGAGGCAGAGAAGCGCGUUACGGAGAACGAUCUUGUCAAUGGGAGGGAGAUUGUGGAUUUCCGGUUACCGGUGCAGGAGAUCAUUACGAGUUCAUAUGAUCCUCAAUGGGAGCUGUGA